Messenger RNA from Linum trigynum, 1833 nucleotides. The record is from the annotation of a GenBank genome assembly. NCBI's taxonomy places the organism in Eukaryota, Viridiplantae, Streptophyta, Magnoliopsida, Malpighiales, Linaceae.
GCUUAUUUGGAUCUGCUUUCAUCUAGAUCGCACCUCAUCCCCUGCAUGCUUGCAUGUGCCACUGUUCAGUAGUGUUCACAUAUAACUCCACCCUUGCAUUUUAUUUGUGUGUCUACCCCAUCACCUUUUGUUGUUUCUAUAUAUAAAGAAAGCAAGGAAACAAAGCUUCGGCCUUUCUGCCCUCAACCUCAAGAUGGCAUCUUUCAACAAGAGGCUGCUGGUUGCCAUACUGUUGCUUCUUAUCUCAUUAGCCAUUCAGAUAUCAGAUGGGGAGAUGGAGCAAUGGUGUGUAGCAGAUGAACAAACACCAGACAAUGAGCUGCAGGCAGCCACUGAUUGGGCUUGUGGGAAAGGGGGUGCAGAUUGCAGUAAGAUUCAGUUGAACCAGGCUUGCUUUUGGCCCAACACAACCAAGGACCAUGCCUCUUAUGCCUUCAACAGCUACUUCCAGAAGUUCAAGAACAGUGGUGGAUCUUGUUAUUUCAAUGGAGCCGCCAUUGUCACUGACCUUGAUCCAAGUUAUAACUCUUGCCAGUACGAGUUCAUUCCGUAAUCCAACGCCAAGCAGACGGAGGGGUAAUUCUUUUGCUCCAUUCUUUAUGUCUACCCAGACGAAGAAAUUUGAUCAUGACGUUAUAGAUUCAAAUUUUUCAGUAAUGAAUUUUCUGUUGGUCGCCUUUUCCCCUCGUUUGAGGCUUCACUUAUCGCAGUUCUUCUAGUUAAAGCACCAAUUAUCGCUACAGUAGAUUUCUUUUUCAAACGUGCUUUUGAUGAAUUACAAAACGGACUGUCAAAAUUGAUCUCUCUUUACCGUAAAAAGGAAGCACAACACAUAUAAGUCGUUAUGACAGGGAGAAAAGAAGAAAAAAAAUAGGCAGAAAAAAUGAAGAACACAAGGGUCAAUUAUGCAACCAGUAAGCUAGAGAAAUCCAACAAGACAACCAUAUUUAUCCACCUGCAUUGGUUUCACCAUACAAACAAUCAAGAACAUCCUGGAGUUCCUCAUGCAUUACAUCAACAAGGACAGAAAGAAAAACAUCCCCAUCUCCUCCAUAUAGCACAUAUAUAUCGGUUGGUUAUCUGUCAAGGUGAUGGCAUAUGCGUUUUGCUCAAAUCCAGCUUUACAUAAACGUUGCCAGUAACUUGGAAGACAAGUUCUGAGUCGAUCUGAAGCAGCCACUUCCAUCAGAAAAGCAAGCUCGCCCAAGCAGCAAUGAAUGCAAAGCCACCAAAUGGAGCUACCUUUCCAUACGAUCGGUCCUCCAAGUAUGCAACGGUAUAACACCUGGAGACAGAAUAACACCAAAUUUUUUUAUAAGCUUAGCGUCAUUAAAACAUGUUAAGUUGAUAGGGCAUGUUCUCUAAGAAGAAAGCAAGUCAUGAACAUUACUAGAUCAUCAUAAACUGUGUUUGAAGAAGAUACUCCGAAGUCUAAAAGAGGAUCGAGAGAUUGAAAAAUGGAGGCAGUCAAUCAAAUAAUAGCAUCAUUAAUGACCAACUGCAGAGCACAUAAUGGUACAGAUUUGCAAGCAACUUAACAAGCUCAACUGAGAUCCAUACCAGCUGUUCCAGAUUAAUGACAAAUACUUUACUAAUUAAAGAAGAUGCUUAUAAGUCUCUAGCUGUUAACAGUGUAUCAGCAAUCAAAUAAUCAGAAUCUUUAGUGAAUAGAUGCAAGUAAAUUAUCCUGUGGUUCUGCAAGGAACUUAGCCAGCUCAACUGAUCCGUACCAGCUGAUACAGUUUCUUGAAGAAACUUCAAUAACUAAAGAGAACGAUGCAGUUUAAAGGAUUUCGCAUUUAACUUAGCUGAAAAUUAACGAACUAAGCACUU